UGCAUUACAAAUGCUUACUGGGUGUGUAACAUAUGAUUUAUGUUGACAACACGUUAAAAUGAAUGUUUUAAGAAAUACCAAUUAUAGCUGCAGAGUAAGCUCAGUGCUAAAUAAAGAUGUUAAACAAUAUGGCAAACAGUACAUGUUCGAUGACAAUGAAGAUACCUCGUGGAGUUCUGAUGAGGGCUCUUCUCAGUGGAUUUGCUUAACAUUAGAUGAACCACAAACAAUUAAUGGCUUUUGCAUACAAUUUCAAGGAGGAUUUGCUGGCCAAAAGUCAAAUAUUACUAUAUACUCCCAGGAUGGGAAUGUAGUGCACCAGGACGCAUUUUACCCCGAAGACAUUAAUUCUUCUCAAUAUUUUAAACUUCAAGACUUAAUAUGUCAUAAGAUUAAAUUUGUUUUUGAGUCAACCACAGAUUUCUUUGGCAGAAUCAUUGUAUAUAAGCUUCAACUAUUAAACUAGCAUUUUUACAAAACAAAAACCCCAAUAAAUUUAUGAUUGUACACAUCAA
Messenger RNA from Drosophila willistoni, 515 nucleotides. Its product is annotated as nuclear receptor 2C2-associated protein. The record is from RefSeq and is a predicted model, not a curated record. The transcript has 3 exons. Bases 59 to 466 code for a protein of 135 amino acids. Lineage: Eukaryota; Metazoa; Arthropoda; Insecta; Diptera; Drosophilidae.